AUGACCUUUUUGUUUUCUGGUGUGUUUUUCUUCAAACCCUUUAGACAUUAUAAUAACUAUGUCAGAUUUGGCAAAGAGGAGAAGAUUCCCGAUGUACCAUACUAUAUUCGGGUGACUCCACGAGAAACUAACCAACUAAUGACAUGUGCUCGGCCACCUAGGUAAGUGUAUCAUGAGACACAGAAUGACUGACCAUAAUCCUAUAAGGUUAUCCAAAUAAACCUUCAGUGUCCUCAGUAAACCAAUACCCUGGUUCUCUCACUGGCUGUCUGUGUACACAGGAAACCAAUGAGAGACGAACCACAGAUAGAGAAAGCUGUCAAUGUUCUUUCUAAGCCAACAUCACAAAUCUCAAAUUGAAUUAUUUAAUCAUUACAAUACAACCCAAAUAGCAAUGCAUAAUAUCUAAUGGCUUCUUGUAUCAUCUCCUAAACACACUCUGUUAUUCCAGAGAUAUAACAUCAAUUUAUUAAUGACCUUUUUGUUUUCUGGUGUGUUUUUCUUCAAACCCUUUAGACAUUAUAAUAACUAUGUCAGAUUUGGCAAAGAGGAGAAGAUUCCCGAUGUACCAUACUAUAUUCGGGUGACUCCACGAGAAACUAACCAACUAAUGACAUAUGCUCGGCCACCUAGGUAAGUGUAUCAUGAGACACAGAAUGACCGACCAUAAUCCUAUAAGGUUAUCCAAAUAAACCUUCAGUGUCCUCAGUAAACCAAUACCCUGGUUCUCUUACUGGCUGGCUGUGUACACAGGAAACCAAUGAGAGAAGAACCACAGAUACAGUGAUCACAAAUCACUGAGGAGUACUACAGAAAGUGACUUACCAGGCAUUACCUAAUUUCUAUAAGAUAUGUAUUUUAAUAUAAACAGAAGCUUUAAUGGUACAAAGUAAACUAUUUACUGGAAUUACUGUAACCAGAAUGUAAUGUGCGUAACAUAAAUGAUCUGAUAGGGUCACUAUAAGCUGUGCAAUAAUGACUGAUAGAUAACGAGUGAUAGGGUAGCUGAUGGACUGAAAGUAAGAGGAAAGCUGAAGAGGAAUAAGAUAAGUGACAAAAUGGGCUGAUGGAUGGAAAGGGAGAAAAGGAUAUAAUUGUUACAACUGUAUUUUAACUUUUCCUAUUUUUUAAUUGCAGAGACCAAUUCCUAUUCUCUAAGGUAAAGCCUACAUUACGUCCAAAACAAUAUAAAACAACUAAAAAGGCUACAAAUGUCCAAGAAAAAGAAGUAGACAAAAAAGAACUGGAAAAUGAAAAAAAGUAUUCUGCAGAGUAUUGUAAACACAAUAUUAUUCCACAGCCUGAAGCGGUCACAAGUGUAGAGGAUAUUCCCUGUCACUUGCUGCAGGCAAGGUCUCUAGAGCCUACAGAGGUUAUCACACAUCUAGAAGACAACACUUCUCUAGAAUGCCCUGUUUCUACUAUUGAACCUCAUUCAAGUGGAUUGACAGAGGAGUUGCCAGUAAACCUUGGUCAGCCACAGUCCACUUUACAUUGUCCACCUGAGUCUGCAAAUCUAGAUUCUCAGAACCCAGUUACAGUUAUUUUACUACAGUCCAGCUUUCUAGAGCCUACAGAGGUUAUCACACAUCUAGAAGACAACACUUCUCUAGAAUGUCCUGUUACUACUAUCGAACCUCAUACAAGUGGAUUAACAGAGGAGUUGCCAGUAAACCUUGGUCAGCCACAGUCCACUUUAGGUUGUCCAUGUGAGCCUACAAAUCUAGAUUCUCAGAACCCAGUUACAGCUAUUUUACUACAGCCUACCUCUCUAGAGCCUACAGAGGUUAUCACACAUCUAGAAGACAACACUUCUCUAGAAUGCCCUGUUACUACUAUCGGACCUCAUACAAGUGGAUUGAUAGAGGAGUUGCCAGUAAACCUUGGUCAGCAACAGUCCACUUCGGAUUGUCAACCUGAGCCUAUGAACCAAGAUUCCCGGGAGGCUGUCAAAGAUCAAGAUCCAGGUAUUCUGUUAGUGGGCCCAGUUUGUCAUGCCAAAUCAGGCACUAGUGAAAUGUCAGAGGAGCUGCCAGUAAACCUUGGUCAGCCACAAUCCACUUUGGAUUGUCAACCUGAGCCUAUGAAUCUACAUUCUCGGGAGGCUGUCAAAGAUCAAGAUCCAGGUAUUCUUCUAGUGGGCCCAGUUUGUCCUGCCAAAUCAAGCACUGGUGAAAUGUUAGAGGAGCUACCAGUAAGCUCUGACAUUGUGAGUUAUCACUCCAAAACUACUUUGGAUUGCCCCACUGUUCAGCCAGAGGGGUUGCUUCUAUUCAAUCAAAAGGUUACGCUUGAGCAGGAACAAAGUGAGAUGAAGAAUAAUCAGCCAGGAAAACAUGUGUGUCUGAGAAGUGACCAUGAAGAGCAGCCAUUGCCAGAAGACAAAGAAAAAGAGCCACCUGGUGAGGCUGAUAUAGUUGAAAAGAAAAGUCAAGACCUUCCAGUACCUGUACUCCAAGAGAAGAAAAAUAUUGAAUCAAAGGUGGAAAGGAUACACUACGACAGGGAAUCUUUACUUAAAUUCAAAUCUAUAACACAAGAGCCAAGGGAUUUGUCUGAGAUUGCAAAACUCUACCAAGGUAUGCUCAUUAGACCUCACCUUCGACCAGUAGAUCCAUCACAAUUUACCAACAGGAAAUGUACACCUCUAACUGCAAAUUUCAUCCACCCUGCUAAGGAUAAUUACAGACUGCCAUGUGGAAUGGGCCAAAUGAGGUCUCCGCAAGCUCCUGGUACAGAACUUCGCAAAAUCCUUCAAGUAAGUGAGAAUGUAAAACCGCAUACAUCUGAAAAGGCUUGGAAACCUCCCAUGAAAAGAGCAAAUGAAGAUCACACUCUUGCCAAGGCUCAAGAAUUGGUUCGCAAAGUUCGCAGCAUUCUUAAUAAAAUCACACCUCAGACAUUCCAGCACUUAACCAAGCAGGUGAAAGACCUCUCUAUACAUACAGAAUAUCAACUGAAAGGUGUUGUAGAAGUCAUAUUUGAAAAAGCAGUAGCAGAGCCACAUUUUGCUGUUGUAUACGCCAGCAUGUGCAACUGGCUAAUGAUGCUUGAGGUCCCAACGGAAGACAACCCUGAAGAAAGCAUUACAUUCCGUAGGCUGCUAAUAAGACUCUGCCAGAAGGAGUUUGAGAGAGUUGAAAAUGGGAAUGAAAGAACUGAGAAACUGCAAAAGGAACUGGAUGCUGCCACGUCACCGAGAGAAAAGGCCCUACUAAAAGAAGAAUUAAGUGAUGCUUGUAAUAAAGCACGCAGGCGAUACCAAGGAAACAUCAAAUUUAUUGGGGAGCUAUUUAAAUUAAAAUUACUCUCAGAGGACACCAUGAAAGACUGCCUAAUGAAACUACUAAACAGGAACAGCGAGGAGUCAUUGGAAUGUAUCUGCAUUUUGCUCACUACAACUGGAAAAUCCUUGGAAAAUGGACAGUGUCGCUUGGACAACUAUAUCAGCAAGAUUGACAUCUUUAUUAAAAACCAGAAAACCUCUUCGCGGAUUCGGUUUUUGGUGCAGGAUAUGAUGGAAUUAAGAAAAAAUAACUGGGUAACUCGACAUAAAUCCCAGGGACCGAAAACAAUAGAGCAAAUUCAUAAAGAGGUAGAACUGGAAUCUAGACGAAAAGAGCAGUGA
Messenger RNA from Pelobates cultripes (western spadefoot toad), 3628 nucleotides. The record is from the annotation of a GenBank genome assembly. NCBI's taxonomy places the organism in Eukaryota, Metazoa, Chordata, Amphibia, Anura, Pelobatidae.